Dujonia railenensis is the source of this 186-nucleotide messenger RNA. The record is from the annotation of a GenBank genome assembly. Lineage: Eukaryota; Fungi; Ascomycota; Pichiomycetes; Serinales; Debaryomycetaceae.
AUGUGCAGAGCAGAGAUUUGUUCAAUUUGUCACCGUAAAUCAUGGACUGGUUGUGGAUCUCACAUUGCUAGUGUAAUGGAUAACACACCAAAGGAGAAUUGGUGUACAUGUGAGGGAGUUGAUGAUGAAUCUGGCACUUAUCCUCCAAAGGCAGGUACAGGAUUCGCUAGGAAGAGUUCCUCGUGA